AUGGACGGGAGCCGCCGUGGGCGCCAGAGCGCGAAAGCCAGCUUCCUGGCCAAGGCCCAUUCCUGUGUGAUCGGCUACAACAGUGAUCCCACCUUGCUGCAGUAUGUCUACGAUCUGUGGCUCUUCACCACAGUGGGCGGGGCACGAUCGGCCACAAGCAGCAGCAUCAGGGAGGCGCUGGCGUCCAAACCCUAUUCGCCAGAACUGUGGCGAGGCUACCAUGCCGCUCUGGUGGACCUGCAGCGACAGCUUGGCUGGCCGCAGCUAUUCAUCACCGUAGCCCCCUACGAGUGGAGCUUCCCUUACCAUGUUUGGCACGAAGACGAGCUGGGCAAGGUGUUGAAGGCGCGCUUGCACCUGCCUGUGGCCGAAACGCUUCACAUUGCACACGUCCUCACACAAGCAGUGAAAGGCCUUCUGACGGGUAGCAACGAAGGUCUGCAGGGACAGGGACGAGAGCAUAUUUUUUCUGCGGGCUGCAGUAAAGGGGUGCGGAAGUGGGUGGCGCGACUGGAAUUCCAGGACGGAAAGAGGAAGCGAGGACAGUUCAGGGAGCCCCAAGCUUAUCAUGGGCGUGGAACCGUGCACGUGCACAUAUUGCUCUGGCUGGAAAACAUGGACUCGAUGAGCCUCUCCGAAGAAAUCCGGGCUGAUAUUCCCGAUGAGUCAGAGCCGGAGCUGCGAGACCUGGUGCGUGGCUCGCAGUUGGAUUGGACAAACAGUGGCUGGCCCGUUCGCAGCGAGCCAACCAAGAUAUCCGAAAGCUCGGGCUUGCUGGAACUCCGACAUCCGCAAGAUGCCCACGACCAGCACUGCCGAGCCUAUCUCACGGACGUGCUCGCCGCUUUGCACUGCCACACAGACGUGGUAGCGUCGGACGGCCGCGCUAUGAUCCUGAAGUAUUGCGCAAGUUACCUUCCGAAGUUCUCCAGCUCCUUCGCGCAAGAAUUGCUCAACGACCAGGCAAGUGGCUUCGCACUGGCGAGACGCAUUCUGGCAGACUAUCACCCACUUCAGCCCGAAAUGGUCAUGCAGCUGGCAGCACAGCAACAUCCGCAGUUCCUUUGCCCGGCCGUUGUUCGAAAAUUCGUGGUGCCCGUGCCGUGGAAGAAGGAGAUGCCGCAGGAGGUUCGGAAUUAUAUGGAUUGCUCCUGGCGACGAAGGAGCAUGAGUCUCAUCGAAUAUCUACGGGUGUCCGGCUCGGGUGGACAAAUUGCCCAACGCUAUCGGCGGUUACACAAGGCUCGCAAGAUCGGAAUGCCACUGACACAAUGGAUCAACACUAUUGCAGCGGAAGGAGAGAUUCUGGUUGCCUGUAUCAUGUACUCAAGCUACAGUGAUCUCCAUUUCGGACAGUGGUUGCUGUUGCACGUGCCUUUCCGAGACAUAGCCGAUCUCUGGGAUGACCGAGUGGACUGCCUUCCGGAAGAGCUGCGCUUUCUGGGCCUCUGCCUUCUGCACCGACCAGACUUCUGGCGUAGCCCGCGUCGUAUCGCAGGUGAACUGGAACUGGAAGCUAGAACCGACUUAUACAUUACCAACACACUGGAGGUAAUACGUGCAAGAACCGAACUCAUCGAUGCCUUCCUCUCCGGCGAAGUCGAGGUACCGACAGGCCCACCGCAUUCCGAGGUGGCAAGAGCGGCCCAAGCGCCACGUUUCGAGAUGCUGGCGCCAGAGCAGCAGCUGGUGGCGCGAACAAUCGGUGAGAGAGUCGACACAGCACUCGCGUGCAAGUGGCCAGAGGACAGUAAUGAAGCUUCAUGGUGGAAGUGCCUGGAUGCAAACAGUCAGUCCGUCGGAAGGCGCGUCACUGCCAUCCUCGGCCCCGCCGGAAGCGGCAAGAGCACGGCCGUGCAGGCGGCCAUUCGCAGAGCGGCGGAAGCAGGGGCGCACGUGGGCGUUGCCUGCCCGACGGGCCUUUUGGCGUCUAAGUACAGGGUCGACAACCCGGAUCUGGAUGUGGACACCAUCCACGGCAUGUUCGCCUUGUACAAGGACGAGGUUGCCACGCUGGAAAUGAUGAACAUCUACGACCUCGUAGUGAUUGACGAGAUUGGGCAGGUGCCUCUGUGGAUUUUCGAGCGUAUCCUGAGGCUAUGGGAUGCUGCUGACCGUCGACCUGCAUUGGUGUUGGUCGGCGACUUCUGCCAGUUGACAGGGCCUGACGGAACGACGGCACAGCAAAGUGCACGCUGGCCGGAGGUCGGCAAGGUGUAUCUCCACACCAUGAGGCGCUGCAAAUGCUCGCAGCUCCGCUGGAAAUUACAGUUACUCCGCAGCACAACACCUUCCGGUAGACAGCUCCGCCAGAUUCUGAAGAAGCAUAGUGCAUGUGGCUCAGACAACAUGCCAACGGCAGACAACGUGGCAAGCAUCCUCCGCAGGACUCCAAGAACGCAGUUCGUCACUAUUUCCCGACGAGCUUCGGCUCGCCUGAACCACCUGGCGAUCGGGGCGCUGUUCGACGAGACCCAACUUUUAGGCUACAUUCCGGCCGAUCCGGACGAGAACCAUCGCAACUUCCACGGUCAGUCCAGGAUGAAUGCAGAACCAUUUCGAAUGCCCGUAUUUCCCGGAAUGCGUGUCACAAUCACAAAGAACGAAGACAAAGAGCAUGGUUUCGUCAAUGGCAUGGGUGGAGUCGUGCAGCGGAUGCGCCAUAGUGGUCUGCAGGUCCUGUUGGACAAUGGCAAGAUCGCACUGAUCCACCCCGUCACCCAAGAUUACGAGCUGGCGGACGGAUCUGUUCGACGAGUCACAGCCCUGCCUCUGAGACUCGGAUACAGCAGCACUCUGCACAAAAUUCAGGGUGCCACGUUGGAUCAUGCUACGAUAUGGCUGGAUGUUCCUUUCGUUCGAGGGGCGGCAUAUGUCGCAAUAUCUCGAGUGCGGAAAGACGCGAACUGGCAAUUCCUUGGUCGCAUCGAGAGGACGCACUGUGUGCCCGCAGGCAGCGAUUGA
Molecule: messenger RNA, 2964 nt
Organism: Symbiodinium necroappetens
Lineage: Eukaryota; Dinophyceae; Suessiales; Symbiodiniaceae
Source: the annotation of a GenBank genome assembly